Pocillopora meandrina is the source of this 1612-nucleotide messenger RNA. NCBI's taxonomy places the organism in Eukaryota, Metazoa, Cnidaria, Anthozoa, Scleractinia, Pocilloporidae. The record is from the annotation of a GenBank genome assembly.
AUGCUAUUGGGCAACUCUGAUAAAAAUCUUAAAGAACACUUACUUACUGGUAGGAGAAAUGCUACAAGCACCUCAAAAACUGUACAAGAGGAGGUCAUUCGCAUCACUGGAGAGUCUAUUCGGGCGAAAAUUACACAGCCGAUUCAGAGGGAAGACGCUUUUUUCUCAAUCAUUGGCGAUGAGGUAAUAGAUAAAUACGCAAACCAAGAAAUAUUAAGUGUUUGCCUUAGGUUUUUAGAUCUAAACAACGAUGUUUCACCUAAAAUCAAAGAAGUAUCUUUUUACUAUGUCAAACAUGAUGAUGAUGGUGCCAGUGCCAUGUCCUCAGAAGCAUGUGGUGUGCAAGGAAGAAUAAGGAGAAUAGCACCGAUGGCACUGUACACUCAUUGCAACAGUCACGUUUUGAAUCUCAGUGUUGCAGCCGCAUGCAGGUUAACUUCCGUCAGAAACAUGAUUGGAACCUUAAAUGAAACUUUCCUUUUCUUUCAUUUUUCACCUAAAAGACAGUGAUUUCUAGAACAAGUUUUAGAGAAGUGUGGUUCUACUUCCAGAAAGGCUAAAAAAGGCUAUAAAAGGCUUAUGCAAAACCCGAUGGGUGGAAAGGCAUGAAUGUUACGAGACUUUCUCCGAACUUUACGCGUACGUUUGCAUAAGCUUGGAAGCGAUAGUUGAUCAUGGGUCGCAUCCUCAUGUUUAUUCCUCGUUAUCGUUCACGUGGGACAGGGAGACUAAAACCAAGGCACAAAGUCUUCUGGCAAAUUUGAAGACAUUCGGAUUCAUUUUCACCUUUUUGAUCACAAAGAAUAGCCUUGGAACACUCAAACCUAUUGCAGCCAAGCUUCAGAAGAAAGACCAAGAUGUCUUCCAAGCGUAUUCUAUGAUUGAUGACACUAUUAAAGCAGUUGCCAGAGUGAGGUCAAACAUAGAGGAAGAAUGUCAUGAAUGGUUUGAAGACGCAUCUAUACUAGCUGAUAAGAUUGGCACUACAGUCUCAGUACCAAGAAUCACUGGGAGGCAGGAACAUAGGAACAAUGCACCUAGCGUAAACCCGGAAUCGCAUUAUCGUGUUAACGUUGCCAUACCUUUUAUAGAACAUUUAUUGGAAGAAAUGAGUUCAAGAUUCAGCGAAGACAACAGGAUUGGGGCCGAAAUUUUUCCCUUGGUUCCAUCUGCCGUGGUGAAGCAUGACAGUCUUCGUAAUUUCGCAGAAAAGCUGCAAUUUUGGCAACAGGACUUACCUACACCGUCCUCUCUUCUUUCUGAGUUAAGGGAAUGGCAAUACUUUUGGAAACAGUACACACCCACUUUACAGCUACCGGGAAAUCUUAUUGAGUGUGUAAAAUAUGCUGAUGAGGAUAUGUACCCCAACAUACGAAUUUUGCUUAUUAUUGGUUGUACCCUUCCUGUUAGUUCUGCCGAAGCUGAGCGUUCAUUCUCUGGCUUGCGACGAAUCAAGUCAUAUCUCAGAAACAGGAUGUCUGAUGAGCGGUUGUCAGGACUUGCACUCGUGCACUUACAUCAUGACCUUGACAUUGAUGUUGACGAAAUCUGUACAAUUCUUUUAACCAAACACAAGAGGAGAAUGUUCCAAGGGAGCAUCCUUUACGAGUAG